Molecule: messenger RNA, 1815 nt
Organism: Sordaria macrospora k-hell
Lineage: Eukaryota; Fungi; Ascomycota; Sordariomycetes; Sordariales; Sordariaceae
Biological process (GO): double-strand break repair via nonhomologous end joining
Cellular component (GO): nucleus
Molecular function (GO): DNA binding; DNA-directed DNA polymerase activity
Source: RefSeq, a predicted model, not a curated record
AUGACGCUGAUAUUCCCGGCUAUUUUUCUGCUACCCACCAACCUAGGAGUGGAUGAGCUCCACAAGCUGGAAGAGCAGAUACCAACCCUCACCUACGACAUCAACGAGGCCGAAGUUAUCUUGGGAAAGGUGCACAGGAAAGAACGAGCCAAGUUCGAGCUUAGAAAACACAUGCUUGCAACUGAGGAGAUAUCGACAGAGGAGGCAGACGAACCUACAUCUCCAAAUCCGAAGCGAAGGAUAUUCCAGACACCGGCUUCUGUCGCCACAGAAGACUCAGACACUGCGUCAGAUGGCGAGUUUCAUCCUCUCCUAUCACAGUCGACGCAGUCAACUCUGAAAGAAUCUCCCACCAUUGUCAAGGUGGUGAAGCUCGCAUGGUUUACCGAGUCUCUCAAAGCCGGCAUAGUCCUCCCGAUAGAUGACUACACCUUGUACAGAGGCCGAAAACAGCAGAAGCAGAGCAAACCCGCCAAAACGAAGGAAGCUUCACCAGCAAAGGCAGCAGAUGUCAUCAAGCGAGCCCUAGCAGACCCAAAGCCUUCUUUCCAUGGCUCACGGCCCGGGUCUUCUCACAGCACCGCCAGCCAUGGUCGACGCGAUCACUUCCUCCCCAAAGCCCCGGCAUUGCUCCAUAUGACCACAUCAGAGCACGAUAUAGAGUUGCCUCCCAUACCGGCCUACUUGCACACCACAUAUGCGUGCCAGCGUCCUGCACCCAUGCAUCCGCCUAACGAGCCCUUCAUCGAGGAGCUGAUGAAGAUCAGAACGGCCAGGACAUUACUAGGCGACAAGAUCGGAGUGCGCGCAUAUUCAACCGCCAUAGCCGCUCUAACUUCCUAUCCCUAUCCUCUCCAGAGCACUCUCGAAGUAGCAAGACUACCAGGUUGCGGCUUCAAGAUCGCCCAGUUAUACGGAGAAUUCCGAGAACACGGCGAGCUGCAGGAAACCAAAGAAGAUGAGUCCGACCCCCGCAUCGCCGUGCUCAAGCUCUUCUACGAGAUCUGGGGCGUUGCCGAGACCACCGCCCGCGAGUUCUACAACAAAGGCUGGCGCGACCUCGACGACAUUGUCGAGUACGGCUGGGACACGCUCACGCGCGUCCAGCAGAUUGGCGUCAAGUACUACGACGAGUUCCAGCAAAAGGUCCCUCGCGGCGAGGUCGAGUCCAUCUCCCAAAUCAUCCUAGAGCAUGCCAACAAGAUCCACCCGGGCUUUCAGAUGGUCAUCGUAGGUGGGCACCGGCGCGGCAAGCUGUCGAGCGGCGACGUGGACGUCGUGCUGAGCCACCCGGACGAGGCCGCGACUAAGGGCUUCGUCGAACAAAUUGUUGUCGCUCUGGAACAGUCGAACUACAUCACGCAUACACUGAUCCUGAGCACCAAGAACACGGAGCGCGGGCAGGUGCCUGUUGCAUGGAAGGGGAACGAGAAGAAGGCCGGGACGGGAUUCGACACGCUGGAUAAGGCGCUCGUGGUGUGGCAGGAUCCGCACUGGACAACGGGCGAGAAGAAGAAUCCAAAUCCGCACAGGAGGGUGGAUAUCAUCAUCAGCCCGUGGAAGACGGCCGGGUGCGCGGUGCUGGGGUGGACGAGCGGGACGACCUUCCAGAGGGAUCUGAGGAGAUACUGCAAGAAGGAGAGGUCGCUCAAGUUUGAUAGCAGUGGGAUCCGGAGUAGGGCUGAUGGGAGGUGGGUUAAUUAUGAGAGUGGACCGAAUGGUGAGCCGGCGCCGGAUAUGUUGACGGCGGAGAGACGGGUGCUUGAAGGGUUGGAGCUGGAGUGGCGGCCGCCGGAGGAGAGAUGCACUGGUUGA